Messenger RNA from Linepithema humile (Argentine ant), 7812 nucleotides. The record is from RefSeq and is a predicted model, not a curated record. Lineage: Eukaryota; Metazoa; Arthropoda; Insecta; Hymenoptera; Formicidae.
AUGCAAUAUAUCCGCAAUGUGUCAUGCAAACUCGACUUUAUCCCGGCUUCAAAUACUUCAAAUAAAUGCGUAAGGGCGGAAUGUUUAACCAUGAAUCAGUUUAGCACUGUUUAGUAUCUGGCUGUACAUAUUAGUACAGUAUUUUGUUUAAUGUAGUGUUUAAUAUACAAUAAUGGAAGUGAAUAGUGAAUCAAUGAUGACCCCUCAAGAUAACAGCGCGGAGUCUGUGGCAGACUCAGUCUGGAAAUAUAUUAAUAAUCCAAUAAUAGCAAUUUUUUCGGACUUGCAAAAUCCUGCGACAGAGCAGAUGCUUUGUUCCCUUUUGGAGUCUCUGUUAAAAAGAUCCUCCACCUUAAUAACUGUAUUGGUUCCACCAUUUAGUAAUAAUGCAGCGGAUGAAACUCUACAACAACUGGCUGUGCAAUAUGCAGCAUUCACAACCUGGUUGUUUGGCACAAUGUUUUACUUGGUAUGUAAGCCAUCAAGCAAUGUGGUGCUUUCAAAUAGUAUUGAAGUGCAAGCUUGUAUGCUUAGAAUAUUGUCAACGCAUCACAUGACAAUGUUUCAGACCAUUAGUUCAGAAUACUUAAAUAUACUCGACGAGAUAUUUGAGUUUCAUACAAAUAGCACAGAAACAGAAGAAAUGACACUCUCAAAGUUUCACACAGAAAAGGAUAUUAUACAGAAUUUGGACUUGACACCAUUUCCUGCAAAGAUUAAAUUAACAAAUGUGCCUUUGGUGCAAACAUCUUUAUUAAAGAUAAUUAUGAAGACUGGUGUUUUAGUUUGGGAUCAAGAAAAACUAUUGAAUAAGACUAUAACAAUAAUUGUUAAAUCUCCUCCAGAUUUAAAAAUUGAAGCAUUGCACCUAUGCACAGAAAUAAUAAAGAACGGUAUUGUUCAUGAAAAGGAAUUUACUGCUAUAAUUAUGUAUAGCUUAGAAAUAGUGAAAAGUCUUCCAACUUGGAUUAAUUCAAAUCUGUUACCAAUAAAUUCAUUGUAUCAAUUUGCAGAAAUAUUGACGCAUUUAAUACAAUUAUCACCUGUUUCACUUAGUGUUACAGAAUUAUGUUUUCAAGUUAUUGAUUUUACAGCUUCUGAAUGUUUUACACAUGCUGAUGCAAGAGCAGAGACAAUAGAAAAGUUAAUGGAGGCAACAUGUUAUAAGAUUAAACAAUAUUUAAGCGUAGAACCAAGUACUGUUUCAGAAAUUGGGAAAUUUUUGUCUUACUUCACACGUUGGCCAGCUAUUAUUGACAUUUUUAUGCAAUUUAUUUUUAUUGAUAUUCGACGAGUUGUCGUGCCAAACGAAGUUAUUCUUGCAACGGAAAUCAGCAAGCCAUGGGCAUUAUUAAGAAAAGAGUUAAUAAACUUUAUGGAAGCUGGAAAAUUCACAGAAGUGCUGCAUAUAGUUAAAGCAUCAGCUUUAUUGCAAUCGUGGUUGGAAAAAGAGGAAAUUCAAAUAAAGCUAUACGAAAACGACUUGAAUUGCAUAUUGAAAAUUCUCAUGCAAAACUUGAAUUCUGAUGCGCGUCAAGACGGAGAGAUUGUCUUUGAAAUUUUAAUUCAUCUAAUGGCUCACAAGGAGUCGAAUAAAGUUUUGCUACAAUCGAUAUUAGCACUGCCUUUCACUCAGGAUUUCAAAGGGUCCAUGGACAUCAGUCAAAAGAUGGUGGAAAAAGCAAAAUCUCUUAAUGUUAAAACAAUGUCAAAGUGCCUUGAAACCUUGUGUGCGCAUGGUAACGGAAGAGAAAGAUUGAAAUUAUUACGUGUUUGUAUUUUAAAUGGUGAAGCAGAAAUAGCUGUUGCAGCAGUGUCAAACAGCGUAUUGCUACUGAACGAUGCAAAUAUACAAUUAGAAGAUGUGUGCCAAUAUGUUUUAAAUACUGCUUUAUCUUCAACAAAAGUAGAAAUACACGAGGCUCUUGCAAAUGUCUUAAGUCCGAUGGUUUGUGUCUCGUCGAGAAAAGGAAGGAUAAUCAGUGAGUCAUUAAAUGACAGGAAGUGGACAAUAUAUUGCGAAUGCUGUACAAAGAAUACGCAAGAAAAUACGGAAUCCAGUGUACAUUUUUUGCCAAGAGACCACGAUCAUAUUUUUAACGCAUACUUCAAAUUACUUUCUUCGACUAACGUUUCCAUACGCCUGCAUAUGUCUAAGAGUAUCCUGUCUCUUUCAAAUCAUAUAAAGUCAUUUAACUCGAACGAGGUAACGAAGGAAUGGCUUUCUUACAUACACGAUGACAAUGUUGAGAUCCGAUCGAACAUUGCGUCGGUAAUUGGACGAUUAUUGAGUAACAAAAUUUCCACGUUGGAAAGCGAAUGCCUGCCGGACACCGUGCCAGACGAUUUGGACGAAUAUGUCGAUCUAGUAAUCGAUGUUAUAGCCAACACUCUUAUGACUGCAUUGAAUAACUCCAACCAUUCCUUGCACGAUACGUUACUUGACACUGCAAAGAACUUUGUAUGCGUUCCACUGCAUAUAACGGAAGGAAGGAUUUUGAAUGUAUUUUUAAUUACAAUAUUACAUCUAAAUUCCUCACUCGCAGCUGUAGCAUCCGCCACAAUGGCAUAUCAGGAUGUUGCUAGCUUUCUAAAUGUCUCUACAAAAGCUUUGUACAUCCGAUAUCGAAAAAGUUUCUUAAAGCUUAUAAUGGAACGUGCAGUCAGCAAUUAUAUAGAUUUCUCGUACAACAUGGCAACUACGGUACACCGGAUCGCCAAAUGCAUAGGCUACGAAGGAUCGCGUCAAUUGCUGCGCAAGGACGGUCAUUACGCAAUCUGCUUUCUGAUCGUUCUUGUCGUUGAAAAUCCAAAAGCAAACGUACUUUUAAACGAUAUAGCAGAGUUGAUAAGCAUGGACAAGGAACAAAUGCUUCAAGAAUAUUUCCCGUAUAUUUGCAGUUAUGCAUUUUUAGAAACACCUCUACGCAUAGCUACAGGGUGUUUGAAACUUGUAUCAAGAAUAACAAAAAUGAGUCUUGCAGUUCUUACAAAACAGUCAUUUAUGGGAAUUUUCGAGGAACUUAUGUUGAAUUUUCACGAAUCUCCCGAAAAAAUAGUGAACUUCUUAGAAAUUAUUUCUGAAUUUGAUAGCAAUCAGAAAGGAAAUUUCGGUACACAAGAAGAAGUUGCAGCUUAUUUGAAUCUACGGCUACACGGUAUAUUGGUAAAUUUCGAUAUAAAACUCGGUCCGAAAUCAGACGAAUAUACACAGCAAUCCGCGCUUGCCUCACUGGCUGCUCUAAUUCGUUACAUGGGUGCUGCUUACUUGACUCCGCUGAGAUACAAAAUUUUAGCCACAUUACGAACGUCGCUUGGAUUCAAGAGACCUGGUUUCCCAACGUUGGUCUGUAAAGCGUGGGAUGCGUUUAUUCACAACAUAGCCAUCGAGGACUUGGGAACGUUAUUUCCAACGAUAUGCGUGUCACUGAUACCAUUGCAGAAGAUAUUUCCUGAAAAGGUCAACAGUAUGUUAGAGUUUCUGAUUGUUGAAAAUAGCGGAGAGCACAGCAGCCACAUUUCGGAAUUAUUUUUCAUAGACGACAUGGACGUUCCCACUCAUAUAUCUAACAUAGUCAAGGCACGUAUCUUGCAGGCGAGACCCGAGGGAUUUAAUGCCAAUUUGAUGUUAUGGUUGAAACGGAUUACUCACGAAACCGAUGAAGUGCGAAUCAGGGCUCUGAAGCAUUUGCAAACGUUUUUGGAGAAACAUCGCAGUGAGCUGAACAGAAUGAUAUUAAGCGAAACGGACGUCCAUCCACUGAUCGUUGAACUGUUGGAUACUCUACUGAUUGGAUGUCAGGACAAGGACGAAUCGAUCCGUUUAUGUUACGGCGAAUGUCUCGGAGAGUUGGGAGCGAUUGAACCGAGUCUUCUUCCGCGAAGGAUUAUUUCCAGAGAGGACAGCAAAUUUAUAUCAGACAUAAAUGAAAAAUUUGCGUGCGCGCUACUCCUGGAACACGUGCGGGCUUUCCAAAUGCAGAAGAAUAGCCAAAGUAUGGACUGCUUCUCGCUUGCUAUACAGGAGAUAUUGAAAGCGUACGACAUUUCUCCGCAAGGUCAGAAUAGUGAAUUGUGGAAUAAUUUGCCGUCUACGAUGCAACAGAUUAUUAUUCCAUUCUUGACGUCACAUUAUAAGAUAGCGACCGUUAGUGACGACGAUGAGUUUCCACAUCCUAUUUAUGAUUCUGAAGCAGAUUCUUCGGUCGAAAGCUGGGCUUACAACUGGCUUUGCAGCAUGUCCAGCGCCGUACGCGAUACGACACUCAAUAAAGUAUUGCAGGCAUGCAAAUUGGCAUUCAAGCGCGAUAUAAAAACAUUAAUAUUUUGUCUGCCCUACAUCGUGUCGUAUAUAAUCGCAAAUAAUCGAGAAGAGGAACAUGUUAAACUCAGAGAAGAGAUGUUAGCCGUGAUCAAGCGAGAGAAGCCCGUGUUGGAUCCUGAACUCUUGCGUCACCAACCACUGCAAUACGGACAGAGCGUGAAGGCUGAUGAUGAGAGAAUCUCGGAGGAAACCAGGCGUACACGCUACUCUCGGGUAGUUUUCUGCAUAUUGGACCAUUUGCAAAGAUGGCUCAGGGAACGAAGACUGUUUCAAGACAGCAGAUACGAGGCGAUAAAAAGGUUUUGUGACAGAUUAGAUAGCUUAGUAGUGACAAAAGGUUGUUACCAGUCACAGGAAUACCAUCGAGCAUUGAUGUAUCUGGAACAGCACAUGGCUUCUACAAAUAAAGGCUUGUCGGAGCUGACGGAAGGUGGUUUACUCGCCAAAAUUUACGCGCAACUCGAUGAGCCCGACGGUGUAUCCGGUAUUUUGGCGACCCAGGAUCAGUUCCCUACUUUGCAACAGCUAGUCGUGGCUCAUGAAGUCAACGGACAGCUUCAGGACGCAGCUACGUGCUACGAAAGGCUCGUACAGAACAAAAACUUGGAACAUACGUACUUACAAGGCAUGAUUCAAUGUUAUCUUGGGCUGGAUCAACCGUUCACUGCCAAGCAUAUUACUGAGGGCCUGUUGAGUAGCAGACCGGAACUAGAGCCUCUCAUAACCGAACGCGAGCUUUUCUGGAGGCUCGCUCACUUCUCUCGAUUUGAAGAAACGUCGCAAAAGAAUAUCAAACACGUGCUGCUAGACGAUCUCAUAAAAGGGACUAAGCCGGAUCUGCUGUCGUUAAAGAAAAAUUUAGUGCAGCUGCUAGAAGAUGCGUCUCGACCGGGAGUUUAUCAACAGAGUUACUCGCAUAUCAUGAAAUUACACAUAUUGAAUGAAUUCGAUAAGGCAGUGUCGAUGAUGUUGAACAAUGCCGAAAGCCUGCCGACGAUACUGGAAGAAUGGGAGGAACGCGGGCAGUUGUUGAGAGCAUCCCGUGGUGUGGAGUUCGUUCUGAGUAUGCGAAGAGCCACUUUGGAUUUAGCUGUACAGUUGGAACAGAAAACGCACAAUACAGAAAAUUCCAUGCUUAAGCAAGAAAUUGGUAAAAUUUGGUUGAAAAGCGCCAAAAUUGCGAGAAAAGCCGGUUUUCACCAACAAGCGUACAUGCAUAUUUUAUCUGCCAGCGAUUCGUGCCCGCCGCAGCCAUUGUACAUAGAACAAGCUCAAUUAUAUUGGCAGAAGGGCUGUCAGGAAGAUGCCUUCACUACUUUAAAACGUUGUUUUUCAAAUUGUUUCCAACCAGCGCAAUAUUAUAAACAAUUAUCUUCAGGAGACUGCAACGAAGAAAGAAAACAGUGUGCGAAGGCAAAGCUACUUUUCGCAAAAUAUAACGAUGAAACUCUCAACGUCGACACGGACGGCUCCAUCCUUAAUUACAAGGAAGCGAUAGAAGUAUGGAGAGGGUGGGAAAAAAGUUGGUUGGCAUGUGCCGAAUAUUAUAAUACUAUAGUUGAGAGGAUGUCUGAAGAAGACAAGGAUAGAAAUAGGCGAGAUCUGCAAAUACACAUGUUGAACUUUUACGGCAAGUCGCUUCAGUACGGUUGCAAGUACAUUCAUCAUUCGAUGCCAAAGAUGCUGACCGUCUGGUUAGAUGUUGCUUCUCGCGCCACACUAGCUUCGGAUCCACCGGAUGUCAUUGAACUUCGCCAAGAUCGUCUGACGAAGAUGACUCAGAUUAUGGAGGUUUAUCAUCACAGAUUACCGACGUUCAUGUGGCUGACGGCAUUCAGCCAACUUGUAUCGAGGAUUUGUCAUCCGUCUCCGCAAGUGCAGAGCACCCUUUGCACAAUUCUAGUGAAACUCAUUUCGACGUAUCCUCAGCAUUGCUUGUGGAUGAUGGCAUCAGUUUUUAACUCUUCGUACCCGGCGCGACAGAAGCGGUGUCAAGAGAUCUUGAACCACGCACAGUUGAAAACGUCAAGCAUGUCCAAGCUUAUUAAGGAUUUCCACAGACUCUGGGAAAGGCUGAUCGAGUUGUCUAAUAAACCAGUGUCAGAUGGAACGUUGAACACCACGGUGAAUGUGUUAUCGAAAAAUUUGCCCAGACUACUCGCAAGCAAGGAUUUCAGCGCGAUCAUGAUACCGACGACAAAAUUCAGGCAACUACACCUUCCGUCCAAGAACGCUUCGAUGAAGAAUCAUAAUCCAUUCUUAUUGAGAUGGGUGCACAUAACAAAGAUAGAAGAAAACGUGAUGAUAAUGCCGUCGCUUCAACGGCCGCGACGAAUCACGUUGAGAGGAUCGGACGGCAAACAGUAUCUUUUCAUGUGCAAGCCGAAAGACGAUCUACGCAAAGAUUUCAGAUUGAUGGAGUUUAACGAUAUCGUCAAUAAGUAUCUUCAGAAUGAUCCGGAGUCGCGACAAAGAAGGCUCUACAUUCGGACAUACAGCGUGGUGCCGUUGAACGAAGAAUGCGGCUUAAUAGAGUGGGUGCCCAACUUGGUUGGAUUUCGACCUACUAUUAUGAAUCUGUACAAGGAGAAAGGCAUCGCGCUAACAAAUAGGGAACUCAAGACAUAUAUAUGUACAUUGAAAGACCCGUUGGAAAAGAAAAGACAGAUAUUUCUACAGAAGCUAUUGCCACGGCAUCCUCCUGUAUUCGGAGAUUGGUUUCGCAUUAUGUUUCCUGAUCCGUAUGGAUGGUACGAAGCCCGCACGGCUUACACCAGGACCACCGCUGUUAUGUCCAUGGUGGGAUACAUACUUGGACUCGGUGAUCGCCACGGAGAAAAUAUAUUAUUCGAUUCCAAGUGCGGGGAUUGUGUACACGUCGACUUCAAUUGCUUAUUCAACAGGGGCGAACUGUUUGAUUGGCCUGAACGCGUGCCGUUUCGUUUAACACACAACAUGGUAGAUGCUAUGGGUCCUCUAAAAAUUGAAGGACCGUUCAGACGCGCCUGCCAAGUUACGAUGCGAGUACUUCGGCAGGAAUCGAGUACACUGAUGAGCGUGCUCACGCCUUUUGUGUACGACCCCCUUGUCAGCUGGAAUAGGAAUCAGCCCGGUGAAGCAGCUGAAAAAACUAAUGAAAAAGCUGUAGAGCAUAUAAAAAAUAUUGAGCAGCGAUUGAAAGGCUUGGUUCGAUAUCCCGGAAGAAAGGCGGAAAAUAUUGCGUUACAUCUCAGCGUCGAGGGACAAACCAAUCACUUGAUUUUAGAAGCGACAAAUACGGAUAAUCUGUGCCAAAUGUAUUUCGGCUGGGGUGCAUAUCUAUAAUGAGUAUUUGACACGAUUAUCCUUACAGGACAAGAGCCUACGAACAUUUCGUCCGAGCCGAAACUUCGAAGCAACAUAAAGUAUGAGACAGCAGUGCUCAACACCUGUAAGCCAAAAUUAGAAUAGAUUGUAGAUUACUUUUUAAAUGUACGUGCGAAAAUAAU